AUGAAGUCCCCUAUCUUGCUUCUAGGAGCUCUUGCUGCCAGCGUGCUCGCCGUCCCUGCCCCUCAUGACUACACGGUCCAUGAGCGCCGCAGUGAGAUGCCUAGCUCCUGGAGCCAGGCCAAGCGGGUGCACCAGUCCAUCUCGCUGCCGAUGAGAAUCGGUCUUACCCAGUCCAACUUGGACCGUGGCCAUGACCUUCUCAUGGAGGUCUCUGACCCUUCCUCGUCUCGCUACGGAAAACACUACACCGCACAGGAGGUUCACGAUCUCUUCGCCCCCUCCCAGGACGCCGUGGACAGUGUCCGCUCCUGGCUCGAGGAGUCGGGCAUUGCGGCCCACCGUAUCUCGCAGUCGUUCAACAAGCAGUGGUUGCAGUUCGACGCAGAUGUCGAUGAAGCCGAGAAGCUUCUGGAGACUGAGUACUAUAUCUACUCGCAGGAGGACACCGGCAAGUCUCACAUUGCCUGCCGCGAGUACCAUGUUCCCCGAUCCGUCCAAGACCACAUCGACUAUGUCACCCCCGGUAUCAAGGGAUUGGGUGUGCGUGAGCCCAAGCCUGCUAAGAAGCGUGACCUCGCUGCUCGGGGUAUUCUGCCACCUAUCUUGGGCCCUCUGACCAUCCCUCUCAGUGAGCUGCUGGGUAACGAGCUGGCGUUCUGUGACAUUGCCAUUACUCCUGCCUGCAUUAAAGCGAUGUACAACAUCUCCGAGGGAACAACCGCCACCAAGGGCAACGAGCUGGGUAUCUUUGAAGAUCUUGGCGACAUCUACGCCCAAGAGGAUCUCGACCUGUUCUUCUCCAAUCUGGCCAGCAACAUCCCCAAGGGAACCAAGCCUACCCUCAAGGCCAUCGACGGCGCCACGGCCCCUGCUAAUAUCCUUAACGCUGGUCCCGAGUCCGACCUGGAUUUCCAAAUCUCCUACCCGAUCAUCUGGCCCCAGAACUCCAUUCUCUUCCAGACCGAUGACAACAAGUACCAGAGCAACUACGUCUUUGACGGAUUCCUCAACAACUUCCUCGACGCCAUCGAUGGCUCGUACUGCACCUACUCGGCCUACGGUGAGACUGGCAAUUCGCCUCUUGACCCGCCUUACCCCAACCCUGCUCCGGGUGGCUACAAGGGCCAGCUGAUGUGCGGCGAGUACAAGCCCACCAAUGUCAUCUCCAUCUCCUACGGUGGGUCCGAGUCCGACCUGCCCAUCUCCUACCAGCGUCGCCAGUGCAACGAGUGGAUGAAGCUGGGUAUGCAGGGUAUCUCUGCUGUCGUCGCGUCCGGUGACUCCGGUGUUGCCAGCGCUGACAACACCUGUCUCGGAAAGGAUGGCAAGGUCUUUGUUCCUGAGUUCCCGGCCACUUGCCCUUACAUGACUUCCGUUGGAGGUACCUACCUUCCUGUCGGAGCCGACGUUAAGAAGAACCAAGAGGUCGCUACGGAAUCCUUCAAGUCUGGAGGUGGAUUCAGCAACAUCUACGAGACGGCCGAUUACCAGAAGAAGGCAGUCUCCGACUACUUCGCCACCACUAACGUCCCUUACAAGUCCUACUCCAGCGUGGACAACAGCAGCUUCGCCCAGGGCGGCGGUAUCUACAACCGCAACGGACGCGGCUACCCCGAUGUGUCCGCCAUCGCUGACAACAUCCUCAUCUUCAACAAGGGCCUUUCCACCGUCAUCGGUGGUACAUCGGCCGCGGCUCCUGUCUUCGCUUCCCUCCUCACCAGAAUCAACGAGGAGCGCAUCGCCGCCAACAAGUCGACUGUGGGUUUCGUCAACCCGGUCUUGUACGCCAACCCCGACGUGUUCACCGAUGUUACUUCUGGUAACAACGCUGGCUGUGGCACGGACGGUUUCCCUUCUUCCAAGGGUUGGGACCCUGUCACUGGAUUGGGUACCCCGAACUACCCCAAGCUCUUGGACUUGUUCAUGAAGCAGGACUAA
Aspergillus wentii DTO 134E9 is the source of this 1938-nucleotide messenger RNA. Its product is annotated as S53 family peptidase. The record is from RefSeq and is a predicted model, not a curated record. Gene Ontology annotation, molecular function: tripeptidyl-peptidase activity; serine-type endopeptidase activity. NCBI's taxonomy places the organism in Eukaryota, Fungi, Ascomycota, Eurotiomycetes, Eurotiales, Aspergillaceae. Gene Ontology annotation, biological process: proteolysis. The transcript is spliced from 4 exons. Bases 1 to 1938 code for a protein of 645 amino acids.